ACUGUGAGCUGGGCAGGGGGCCGAGGUCCGAGUCCGGGGAGGUGCACGGGCCCCGGGUCCUCCGGUCGGCAUGCUCGGCGUUUCUCGGGAAGUCCGGUUUCCUCCCCCGAGGCCUCAAGCAGCACGUUCGCCCAGACAAAGAAAAGCAUCAUUGAAGCUCAGAUUUGAGUUGAAACCAGCCUCAAUGUCCACCUGUCCUCGCUGAUCUGAGGAUUUACAGGUGACCAGAGCACUGCCUGGGUGCCUGUGGGAGUCAGGAGAGGCACAUGCCAGUCCUCGCCCUGCCCUGUGUUCAAGACCGCUGCUGUCAGCAUCACAGGAUGGCAGCUGUUGUCCUGCCACCUAGUUGUGCUCAGUCCUCCCUGUAUGUGGCCUCUCCUCAGAAAGGAUGUACUGGGAAGGAAGGGCUUGUCAAUGAAUUCCUGACUAGCUGGUUUCAGGACCUGGUGACCUUCGAAGAUGUGGCUGUGGAGUUCAACCAGGAGGAGUGGGCCUUGCUCGACCGUUCACAGAAAACUUUGUACAGGGAGGUGAUGCUGGAGACCUGCAGGAACUUGGCCUCCCUCGGAUGUCAUGUUGAUAAACCCAAUCUGAUCUCUCAGUUGGAGCAAGAAGACAAGGUGAUGACAGAGGAAAGAGGAAUUCUCCCAGACACCUGUCCUGAGUUGGAGACUGUACUUAAAGCCAAGUGGCUAACUCCUAAAAAGCAUGUUUAUAAACGAGAACAGUCUAAACGUGGAAAAAUGGAGAGAAGCCAUCGUGGAGUAAAAAUCAAUGAAUGCAAUCAGUGUUUUAAAGUCUUCAGCACAAAAUCGAACCUUACCCAGCACAAGAGAAUUCAUACUGGAGAAAAACCCUAUGACUGUAGUCAGUGUGGAAAAUCUUUCAGCAGCAGAUCUUACCUCACAAUCCAUAGGAGAAUCCAUAAUGGGGAGAAACCCUAUGAAUGUAAUCACUGCGGGAAGGCCUUUAGUGAUCCCUCAUCCCUCAGACUGCAUGUGAGAAUUCAUACCGGAGAAAAACCCUAUGAAUGUAACCAGUGUUUUCAUGUCUUCCGCACUAGUUGUAACCUCAAAAGCCACAAGAGAAUCCACACAGGGGAGAACCACCAUGAGUGUAAUCAGUGUGGGAAAGCCUUCAGCACUAGGUCCUCCCUCACUGGACACAAUAGCAUUCACACUGGGGAGAAACCAUAUGAGUGCCAUGAUUGUGGGAAAACCUUCAGGAAGAGCUCCUACCUGACACAGCACAUGAGAACUCAUACAGGCGAAAAGCCAUAUGAAUGUAAUGAGUGUGGAAAAUCUUUCAGUAGUAGCUUUUCUCUAACUGUGCACAAGAGGAUACACACUGGUGAGAAACCCUAUGAAUGCAGUGACUGUGGGAAAGCCUUCAAUAAUCUCUCAGCUGUGAAGAAGCACUUACGAACUCACACUGGAGAAAAACCCUAUGAGUGUAACCAUUGUGGGAAAUCUUUCACCAGUAACUCUUACCUCUCUGUGCAUAAGAGAAUACACAACAGGUGGAUAUGAGUUACAAUGAGAAGUUACCUUGGGAAUUUCUGUAAGAAAGCUUUUGAUGGCCUUUUACCUAACACAAAAUGAGAGAAAUCACUCCUCCCUCCGCCCUGAAAACCAAACAAAAAAAUGUAGCUUCAGAUGAGAAACAUUUAUUAUAUAGUUUCUGCAGGUCAGGAAUUUGGAAGCAGCUUAGCUCUGUAGUUCGGGCUUUGGAUCUCUUGUGCAGUUGCAGUCAGUCAAGGUGUCUGGCACAGCAGUGGGUAUUUAAAAUCUUUACAGAUGAAAGGACUGCUUCCAGAAUGGCUCAUUCCCAUGCCUGGAGGUUAGUGCUGAUUGUGAUGGAAGGCCUUCUGUUCUUCAGCCUGUCCACAGGGCUAAGUAUCUUACAGUAUGGCAGCAGGUUCUCUCCAAAGCAAGUGGUCCAAGAGAAGACAGUGAACGAGUCAGUGGGGUUUUUUUGGUGUAGUCUCAGAAGGAUAUAUUUUCACUUCUUCCAUGUGGUAUUGGUCACACACAGACCAGUCUUGAUGCAGUGUGGAGAAAAUGGUAGAAAAUAUGAAUACCAGGAAACAGAUCACUGAGAACCGUCGGGGAAAUGUGCCAUGAAAUUAAUGAAGAGCCUUCAGCAGAUCCUUAUCCUUUUAAUCCAUAUGAAAUAACAUUCAAUAAACUGUAAGUUCACUCUGGACAGAAACCUUAUAAGUAUAAUCUACACAGCAAAGCUUUCAGCCCAAAUGAUGAUGUAUUGAGGAAAAUCUGAGGAAUAGAAUGAUAAAAGGAAUGCCUUCAGUGAUAGCUCUAAGGAGUCUCGUGACAGCUCACACUAAGGGAAAAUCCUAUUAAGGUCCUCAGAAUGCAGAAGCCUUCAGUGAUGCAAAUCCUUUCAGACACACACAUAGGAAACUGCACAGCAGGGGAGCACGUAUGUGAGAGGAGCACUUCUGGGGUGUAGCUCACUGAUAGAGCACCUGCCUAGCAAGUGUAAGGCCCUUAGUUCAAACCCUGUGUUCUCCCAAAAAAAAGAAGCACUCAUUUAUGCAAAAAGAAAACCCUACAGCACAAGUGUUCACAAAACUGACCACAAGAUAGUGACGAACUCUGCAGUGACUGGGAAAUCCUUGAAUGUUUUCUCCAUAUGAGAAUUAAUUCUGGACAGAAAGCCCCAUUGAAUGUCAUCAGUAUUGGCAAGCCUGCCAUU
This is a messenger RNA of Castor canadensis (American beaver), 2715 nucleotides long. RefSeq lists its product as uncharacterized. The record is from RefSeq and is a predicted model, not a curated record. Gene Ontology annotation, biological process: regulation of transcription by RNA polymerase II. Gene Ontology annotation, molecular function: DNA-binding transcription activator activity, RNA polymerase II-specific; RNA polymerase II cis-regulatory region sequence-specific DNA binding. Gene Ontology annotation, cellular component: nucleus. Lineage: Eukaryota; Metazoa; Chordata; Mammalia; Rodentia; Castoridae.